UCCGCUAAAAUACUUGACACGCAACACAGAAGAGAUAGUAGAAACUUUAUAGUUAACGGAGAUGUGAUCACGGAUGUCUGUUCUAUGAGCUGAGAGUCACUCGGAGGAAGUGAAACCACACAAAGACAUGGCAGAGGAGCAGGAAGGCAAGAAUAUCACCUGUCAGGAUCCAGUUAUUUCUGGAACAAAUGACAAGAACGAAGAAACGCCGUCGGUUAAUGAACAAAUGGACCCCUGUCCGGAUGUAAAGCAGCAAUGUUCUGAUGAUGCAACUUUAGCAGCCGCACCUGCAAAUGAGGCACCUUCCAACAGCUGCGGAGAAGCCACAGGACAUGUGGUUAAUGCUGAAGGUGAUCAUUUGCAGAACACUGUCAGCGACCGUCUAGCUAAAGGUGAACGUCACGGCGAUUGCAAAGGAGACUCAACAAAAGAUGAGGACACAGCUGAGACCAUCCCUGAGGAGCAUUCCUGUUCAACAGGAGAAGACACCAUCAUUAAUACGGCAGAUCCAGAAGCAGAAACCUUACAAACACCAGCCAGAGGAGAGGAGGAAGUAGAUGGGCCUAAGGCUGAGAUUAGAGAAAAAUCACCAGCAGGCGAAGAUACAAACAGUGAAGCAGAAGAAGUUGGGUUUAAAAGCUCAGCUUCAGAAGAGGAAAGAAACAAACAGAAGAACAGAGUUUUACCACGGAUACAAAAGGUGCCAGACGUAAGAGAAAAUUAUGUUGAAACUCUUGGCCCCAGCACUGCUGAGGCUUCUGACUCAACAAUUCCAGAAGCUAAAAGAAUUCAUAAAGGUCUCUGGAUGAGUAUAGUGAUGGUUUUCAUCGCUAUCUUAAUGUACUAUGUCCUCCGGCCACAAGCUCUGCCUCCAAAAAAGGAUUUGUGCCAAAUAGAAAUUUUCCUAAAGCAGAUGGAAGAAAUAAAGACUCAGUAUCCUAACCAGCGUUCUGAGCUCUGGAACAGGAGCAGAAUCCACCUAAAGAAGCACCUCCAGACUCCCCAGCCCACAGAGCCAGUGAGUCUGAUCCUGACUGCAGGCCUUAGAGCUGAGAGGACGCUUUACUGCCUCGCUCAGAGCCUGGCCCACGCCUUUUCCUCGGCCCGCAACGCCUCCGUCCUGCACAUCGACGGAGCCAGCAAAGCCUGGCAGGACAGCGACCAAGUCAAGCUGGACAUCGACAGCAAGCUGCAAGGAGCGUUCGAGGGUGACAAACCUGUGGCUGUCAUUCAUCGCUUCGAAGAGCUGCCUCCGGCGUCCACACUCAUCUUUUAUCGCUACUGRGACCACGAGAACGCUGCGUACAAAAAGACUUUCCUCAUCUUCACAGUGCUYCUGGGUGAGGAGGAGGAGAUUCCCGCAGAGACUCGCCUGAGUGCUGUGGAGGAGAUGGUGGACGACCACCUACAGAAGAAGUUUCUCUCUCGUGGCCCCCCUGCGUCUUUUGACAGGAUGGAUCUCGAUAAGUACGGUGGACUGUGGAGCCGCAUUUCUCACCUCAUCCUGCCUGUGGCAGCAGAGAAAAGAAAAGAACUUGACGGGUGUUAYAUGACAGAGACUCUCCUGUAUAAGCCUUAAAUCCAAGCACUAAAUUACCACCUAUCUGCUCAGUCAGAGGAUUUUUAGCAGUGGUUUUAAUAACCCAAAGCUUUCCUACAAAAAUUUUAAUGACACCUCAUACAGAUGAACACAAUAAUAUUGACUCAUUUUACAGUUGGAUGUUUGAAAAAAAAAUCUGUUAUUUCUGAUGAAGGAAAAAAAACACAUUUGUUGUUAAAGGCUGAAGCACUUUACUUUUUUAGACUUUUUAAUGUAAUAAAUGGGCAGCAAAAUGAA
Messenger RNA from Austrofundulus limnaeus, 1837 nucleotides. RefSeq names its product torsin-1A-interacting protein 2. The record is from RefSeq and is a predicted model, not a curated record. Gene Ontology annotation, cellular component: membrane. The transcript is spliced from 8 exons. The coding region runs from base 128 to 1579 and encodes 483 amino acids. Gene Ontology annotation, molecular function: ATPase activator activity. Lineage: Eukaryota; Metazoa; Chordata; Actinopteri; Cyprinodontiformes; Rivulidae. Gene Ontology annotation, biological process: membrane organization.